GCGCGUACUUAGUAAGUUGCUUGUGAAACUAUGGCGGAGGGCAGAAGUGCUGUUGUGCGGUGUUGAGUUCCCUAUCUUCAUUCAAGCUACCCCAUGAGAUGCAAUACUUGCUGAAAAGUCUUUCUAUCCGUCACCUCAACCCAGCUCAACACAGCACCUUGAAUACUAAGAUCUGCAAGUCGAGUCAACUAACGUUACACUUGAACUUUAGAAAAACAGCACUUUGCCAACUGAAGACUUAUUGAAAUACCAACUUGACUUUCCGCUUUCCUGUUAAAGAGACCUUUCAACUCCACUGUUCAAUUUUAAAAGUUGUAUCAAUCUCAGAUAGAAUUUGUCAGAAACAAGGAUUUUACAAAAUGGCGAGUCCUCAGCAGUGGAAGAUCCAGCGCUGUAACUCCCAAGACCAAUCAAACAAUUCCAACUACAACAAGCAGAGCUUCUCCCCUAAUGGUGGCAGCCUAACUUUUCACCGAUCCACAAGUUACCCAGGACCAGGCCCACAAAUCAACAAUGGCAUUGCACCUGUGGCUGUCAGAGAAACUGGAAUCAUUGAAAAAAUGCUUUCUUCUUAUGGCUUUCUUCAGUGUUGUGACCGAGAUGGAAGACUAUUCUUUCAUUACAGCCACUUUGAAGGGCCCAUUGAUACCCUACACAUUGGAGACCCUGUAGAGUUUGAAAUGAUCAGUGACCGUCGUACAGGCAAACCCAUCGCCAGCAGGAUCAUGAGGUUACCACCGGGUUUGGUCAGUACAGAGAUCCUAGCCCCUGAACAGCUGCAGGGGAUCAUCGUCACCGAGGCUAAACCACCUAGUACCAAAGGACAUGCCGGACCAGCUGAAUUUGGACAAGUGGCAUAUGAGAUCAGUGGGGAGAGUUUCUUCUUGAUGUACAGCUAUGAGGAUGCACCUGAGGUACCUGCUAUCAAGAAGGGUGACAAGGUUGCCUUCCAAGUUGCAACGGACAAGAGGAAUGGUAACAUGCAAGCCAGGAAUCUAAGGCUCCUGGAGUCUGCUCAAGUGCCCCGCUACCAAGGCGUCGUCUGCUCCAUGAAGGAAUCUUUCGGCUUCAUUGAGCGGGCUGAUGCAGUCAAAGAGAUCUUCUUCCACUACAGUGAGUUUACUGGUGACGUCAGUGAUCUUAUUCUUGGUGAUGAUGUCGAGUUUGAAAUUGGAAAUCGCAAUGAGAAAGAGGUUGCCACCCAGAUCAAGAAACUGCUAUCUGGGACUGUAGUCUUUGAAGAUAUCAGCCAGGAGGUCUACCAAGGAGUGAUCAACAAAGUCAUUCCCCGCUUCACCAACAAGAAGACUGCUGAGCCUUUCCCAGGCAGACUGAUCUACAACACAAAGGAUGGAGGGAAACGUGAGCUCUCCUUUGGAGACAAGGACACACUGCGUUCAUACACAUUCCUGGUAGCUGACAUCGUGCAUUUCUACGUUGCAACGGACAGGAGAGACCACCUACAGAGGGCCACUAACAUCAGUCUGGCUGCGGCAGAGACCUUCACCUGUGGCACAGAGAAACGAGAAACAGGUACUGUAGCUGCCGUCAAGGAUGGGUUUGGAUUCAUCAAGUGUGCUUGCAGGGAAGCUAGGAUGUUCUUUCACUUCAGUGAGAUGCUCCAAGCUGGUGAUAUAUGUGUGUCUGAUGAAACAGAAUUCUCAGUGAUACCUGAUCCAACCUCACCUCAACGCCAGAUAGCCAUUCGUAUCAAACGCCUACCAAAGGGUAGCGUAUCCUUUGAGACUGUUCUUCCUGAUCGCGUCCAGGGUCUUGUCGACAAAGUGCCUGCUAACCUGUGGGGUCGUAGUCCCGGUAAGAACCGAGACAAGGAACUUGAUAUAGGUUUCAUCACCUACGGUCAGAAUGGAAGUCGAGUUAACAUUGCAUUCCAUGCCAAGGACACUGAUGUCAAAGUACCACCUGCCAUCGGUGACCUGGUUGAAUUCAAUGUGGCUGAGAUCAAGAAAGAUGGUUCCCGCAUGGCAGUCAAUAUCAAUGUCCUCAACAGGAGCUCUGACUCUCGUAAGAUAGGAGUCAUCUCGGUCAUGAAGGAGAACUUUGGAUUCAUCGAGAGCGACAAGCGAGACAAAGAAAUCUUCUUCCAUUUUAGUGAAUUCCACGGAGACCUGAAUGAUCUAGAUGUAGGUUAUGAGGUCUCUUACAUCGCGGUGCGCAAAGGACCAAAACUAAGUGCCGAAGAAGUCAAGAAAGUACAAGCCGGAGUCAUCCCACCAAAGGAUGUUAAACCAGGCCAACACAAUGGAACUGUCAUCCGUCCACUACGUAACGUAGACCCUAACCAAGAGGAAUACACUGGACUUGUAGCCGUAGUCAAUGAAGAUGGAACUACCGGUAUCACCUACCCCUACUCAAUCACCAGCCUGCUGAACAAGCAUGAGUUCCUUCAGAAGGCUGACAACGUGUGCUUCCAACUCUGUACCUGGCCUGACUCUGACCAGCUCUGGGCCUGUAGCGUGGCUGCAGUACGCAGUCUGCUCAGGACCAGGGUGGACUCUAUCAAAGGACAGUAUGGUUUCCUUGAUUACGACACUGGUGAUGGCAAGAAGCUGUUCUUUCACAUGAGUGAAGUGAUCAACGGGGAUGUCCACACUGGAGAUGAUGUAGAGUUUGUCCUGAUCACUAAUCAGAGAACCAGCCGUCAGAGUGCCGUCAAUGUUCGCAAAGUCACAAGCACGCCACGCCCUGAGCGUCUGCGCCGCCUGCAGAGUCUACCCAACGAUGAGAAAGGUCUUCGUCUGAUUGUCCUCCGCCAGCCCAUCGGACCCAAGAGUGCUGAAUAUGGAUUCAAAAUCGAGCGUUAGGUUAGCCUGGGUGAAUGAAGGAUUCACGUGCCAAAGUAGGCCCUAUAUGUACCUGUAAAUUGAUACAUCUCACUUGAAUUUCAUUCAAUAUUUCUAUUUUUCAUGCCAU
This is a messenger RNA of Strongylocentrotus purpuratus (purple sea urchin), 2934 nucleotides long. RefSeq names its product cold shock domain-containing protein E1-like. The transcript is spliced from 22 exons. Gene Ontology annotation, molecular function: nucleic acid binding. The coding region runs from base 360 to 2825 and encodes 821 amino acids. The record is from RefSeq and is a predicted model, not a curated record. Lineage: Eukaryota; Metazoa; Echinodermata; Echinoidea; Camarodonta; Strongylocentrotidae.